UUGGAGAUUCGUCAAUCCCACAAAACACUCUGUCCCGCGCCGCCAAGUGGGAUUAGAACAAGAAACAAGACGAAUUAUUAUUUUAUGUUUUCAUAAAAGGAAGAAUAUCGCUCAUAAACAGAAAGGAAAUCGGUUAAAUGGAUCAUACAAGAGGGGUUGUUCUUUGUACGGUUGGGAAAAGCAAAGAAAUCGGCGAUAGCUGUCAAACAUCACCCUGUACCUAACAGGAUUGCGCACUCCUCGACUAACAUGAAGAUAGAAGACGGUGUGGAUUAGAACUCUUUCUUGCUAUUUAUGUACACAUCGGAAGCCAGAGAACGGAGUACCCCUUGCUUUUUUGGAAUUCCUCCCCCUCCUCCUCUCUCUUCUCAAUGUGGGCUCCCAAAGACCUUUGGCUUUGUGGUUUGAAAUGAAAUAAUGGCGACACGUUGGAGUGGCUCCCCGCACCGAGAUGACGAGAACAACCAAAUCGUUUCACCAAGUUGCGAGGCCAAGCAGAAGGGUGGUGUGGAUACCAGCGACGCCUCCGGCUGCGUGUCCCCCACGGGCACGGGCACGGGCGAGGACGAGCCCUUCUCCUGGCCGGGGCCCAAGACGCUCCGGCUGUGCCGCACCUCGCAGGGCUUCGGCUUCACGCUGCGCCACUUCAUCGUUUACCCGCCCGAGUCCGCCGUGCAGUCCUCACUCAAGGAGGAAGACAAUGGAAGCAGAGGGAGACCACGGAACAGGCUGGAGCCAAUGGACACCAUUUUCGUCAAGCAGGUGAAAGAGGGAGGCCCUGCCCACGGAGCUGGACUCUGCACAGGGGACCGGAUAGUGAAAGUUAAUGGGGAGAGCAUAAUUGGAAAGACCUACUCCCAGGUGAUCGCUUUGAUACAGAACAGUGAUAUUUCCCUGGAACUUUGUGUAAUGCCAAAAGAUGAAGACAUCCUACAACUGUUCUCCAGGGACAUCACAGCUUUGGCGUAUUCCCAGGAUGCGUAUCUCAAAGGGAAUGAAGCGUACAGUGGGAAUGCCCAGAACAUCCCGGAACCUCCCCCUGUCUGCUAUCCUCGAAUAGAGUCCAAGGCCUCGUCAGGUAUGGCCCAAACGGCAGACCACCCGACAGCCUCCGCGGGCUCGCCCCGACACACGGAAGCCCCCGCAUCCCCCUCCGCCACCCCUGAGCUGGGCUACCGGCGGGAGAUCACCGUGCCGCCCUCCCCUCCCCUCCUCCUCACGGAGGUCCCCAAGAACCAGACAGUGGUGUGUGUAUGCAACGAGAGCGUGAGGACUGUGGUGGUCCCCCCGACGGACACCCUGGCGGCUCCUUCCAGCGAGCGGUGCCCUCGAGGGCCACGAUCGGGACCCAGCCAUCGGACCGAAGAGAACCGGCACACGUCUGGCUCUUCCGCGGGGCCACAGCUGCAGAACACCCCAUCCCGACCCAUGGAAGCUUCCAGACUCCCUAGCCCCUCUGCGAGAGCAGCCUCCCAGCUGCACCCAGAUAACUCCCCCUCAGCCACCUCCCCCAAUCACUACAGCCCCUCCCCACCCGCCUCCAACUGCCCCUCCCCCGGCUCCCCCCACCAGAACAUCGACUGGCGUAACUACACCACCUACAAGGAGUACAUCGACAAUAAGCGCCUCUACAUGUACGGCUGCCGCACCAUCCAAGAGCGCCUGGACAGCCUCCGAGCCGCCACCGUUUCCCACGUUAACAGUGUCUCCCAGCAACAGACCCCGCCCCCCGUCACCACCGCGUCGUCGACCCCACUCGGGCUCCACUCGGCUGGCCUCUCGGGGUCACAGGUCAGGAGAAGGAGCACGUCACACGACCGGGCGUACGUAUCGCCCGGUGUCGUCACCCCCCUGCGCAGCGUCUCUCAGGAGCGCCUCCUGGGGCCCCCGGGGGAGCGGGGCCUCUACCGGGACUGGCCCCGCAGCGCCUCCCAGGACGCCCUGCCCUCCUCCACACUGUCAGGGGGAGCGGUGAAGCCGCGCGCCCGCUCCUGCGACUACCUUGGCAGGCAGGGCGGCGGCGAGGGGCUGGCCACCCGGCUGGUGGAUGUGGACGAACAGAGCCACCUGAUAUUCCAGGGCAACGAGGCGCGGGCCAGUCGGCUCUGCGGCUCGGGCAGAGGGGGCUCCCAGCCCCUCAGGAACAUGGGGGCCAGCGUCGGCUUCACGGACCCGUCUCCAGCGCCCAGGGCGGAGAGCUUGGGCUCCAGCCUCGCCAGCCCACACCCUGCGUCGCUGGCGGGGGGCAGGGCCUCGCGGCUGACUGUGAAGGCCGCCAGCCUGGACGCCUCGGCCUCGGCCGCCUCCUACAUCGCCUCGGCCCUGGCCUCGGUCCAGAGUCACAUCAGCGGCUCCAGCGCCUCCCAAGACCCAAUCAAAGAACAAAGACCCGUUGCCGUGGGCAACCACCUGCCCCACUCGUCAGUCCCCUCGCACCUGCAGCACCGGGGGCGUGCCGACAGCCUCAAGGAACCAGGAAGUCAGGAGGUGAGCCGUGGGGUGAGAUCCGCCUCCUGCUCUGCCCCCUCCAAAAGCCCCGCCUUAAGAACACUCCAGCAGGGUGGAGCCACUAACUCCACCCCCUCCGCUGUGACCAGUAACGGCACAGCGCCACGGCUCAGGGCCCAAGUGGGCCGGACAGAGAGCCAGGAGCCAGCCAAUGAGAAGGAGGGCCUGGAGGGGGCGGAGGCUAAGGUGGUGGUGGUGAUGCGCCGUGAGAAGUCCGGCCCCCACCCUAUUCGACACCCCUCUUACAUCCUGGCCGUGAACGACGCGGAGGCUGGGGGCCCGGGGAGUCCAGGGAGUCCAGGAGCAGGGGCCGAGGGUGGGGGGGUCUGCUGGCUGCCCAAUGACGCUCGGAGGGAGGUGCACAUCCGGAGAUUUGGGGAGCAGCACAACGCCUCCGUCUCAAGCCUGGGCGACUCACUCGACUCCAUCCCCUUCAUCGAUGAGCCGUCCAGUCCCAGUAUGGACCAUGACGGAACUCACAUCCCAGCCUCGGCUGUCAUCUCCGUCACCCCGGUAACCCCCGUCAUCACCACCAUCCCUCCCAGCCCUACCUCCCCCUCACCCCCGAUUCGCCGGCAGCUGUCACAUGACCAAGACUCCCUGCGUCUCACCAUCCUCAGCUCGGACUCCGCCACCAAAACCGAACGCUCCAAGUCCUGUGACGAGGGCCUGGACAACUACCGGGAAGAAGGAAGAGGGAGGGGUCUGAAAAGCCUUGCCGGUCUGAGAGGGUUAAAGAAGGCAGUAGAUAAGUCCUCCGAAGACUCGGGUUCAUCCAGGAGGGACUCGUCCUCGGACGUGUUCAGUGACGCCACCAAAGAGGGUCUGCUGUACCUCCGUCAGAUCACCUCAGACAAGAGCAAGCGUAUAGGUGGCGGCAUGCGUCCAUGGAAACAGAUGUAUGCGGUGCUCCGAGGCUCCUCCCUCUGCCUGUACAAGGACAAGAAGGAGGGGCAGGCCCACGCCAAUCACCAGAUGGAUGACGAGCCCCAGCCAAUCAGCAUCAGGGCCUGCCUGAUUGACAUCUCCUACAGCGACACCAAGCGCAAGAACGUGCUGCGGCUGACCACGUCGGACUGCGAGUACCUGUUCCAGGCGGAGGACCGCGAGGACAUGCUGACGUGGAUCAGGGUCAUCCAGGAGAACAGCAAUGAGGACGAGGAGAAUGCUGCGGUCACCAGCACAGACCUCAUCAACCGCAAGAUAAAGGAGUACAAUAGCUUGAUGAGUCCUACCAGUAGUAAGACAGAGCCAUCACCUAAGCCUUCACGCCAGUCCAUUAGCAUCAGACAGACGCUGAUGGGGGGUAAGGGAGAAGCCAAGGGCCAGAGCCCCCACUCCCCCAAACAUGAGCACAGAGCUGGAGACGAGACAAGCCCACCCAAAGAUAAAGGAACAUGGAGGAAGGGGAUGACGGGGCUGAUGAGGAAGCCCUUUGAGAGGAAGCCUCCGGCGGGGGUCACGUUUGGGGUGCGGCUGGACGACUGCCCCCCUGCCAUAAACAACAGGUUUGUACCCCUGAUAGUGGAAGUGUGUUGUAACCUGGUGGAGGAGCGUGGGUUGGAGUACACAGGGAUCUACCGGGUGCCCGGCAACAACGCCGCCAUCUCCAACAUGCAGGAGGAACUCAACCACAAGGGCAUGGGAGACAUCGACGUUCAGGACGACAAAUGGAGAGAUCUUAACGUGAUCAGCAGUUUACUCAAGUCAUUCUUCCGGAAACUUCCUGAGCCUCUCUUCACAAAUGAAAAGUACGCUGACUUCAUUGAUGCCAAUCGAAUUGAGGACCCGACGGAGAGGCUAAAAGUGCUGAAGAGAAUGCUGCACGAGCUGCCCGAUCACCACUACGAGACCCUCAAGUUCCUCUCUGCUCACCUAAAGGCCGUGGCUGACAACUCUGAGAAGAACAAGAUGGAGCCCCGUAACCUGGCCAUCGUGUUCGGGCCGACUCUGGUCCGCACGUCAGACGACAACAUGACGCACAUGGUCACGCACAUGCCAGACCAGUACAAGAUCGUGGAGACCCUCAUCCAACACUACGACUGGUUCUUCACCGAUGGCUGCACGGAGGAACCUGUGACGGCGGUACGGCAGGAGAACGCCGUGGAAUCCCAGCCCGUGCCCAACAUCAACCACCUGCUGACCAACAUCGGCAGGACGGGCCCCUCUCCCGGGGACGUCUCAGAUUCACCCACUAGCGACUCCGCUAAAUCCAAGCAGAACUCCUGGGCUUACGGGAAGGAUCAAUGCAGCCGCGAGCUGCUGGUCUCCUCCAUUUUUGCUGCGGCCAACCGCAAACGAAAGAAGCACAAGGACAAGCAGCAGCCUAGCAGCUCCGACGACGACCUGGACUCUGUCUUCACCCUCCAGGACCCCGUGCUGCCCCACGACGGGGUCCCGGCCCCCCAGCCCAAGAGCCCCCCUGCAGGGGGAAAGGAGAAGAGGGAGAACGGGAAAGCCACAGUGGCGGCUGCCGACACGCCCAAGAGCCGCAAGGAGCACCGGAACUCGUUCUUCCUGCGGGACAAGCGGACGAUCUCUGCCCCCUCGCCGUGCCCCUCUCCAUCUCCGUCUCCCUCCCCGAUCCUCCGCACGCCAGUGGCACUGGUGCUCCCCAAGUCGUCGCUGUCCGACGGCCCAUCCUCGUCCCUGCUGGACGAGCCCACAUCCGACCUGGGCACCAUGAGCUCGGGGGCAUCUGUGCCCCGUGGCCGGCCCCGCCGCUGGCUCUCCUCGGCGGGGCUGGAGCCUGGAGGCGGGCCCCUCGGGGCCUCUCCCGGCGCGGAGGUCAGCUCCAUCACCUCCGACUACUCCACCACCUCCUCCAACACCUUCCUGACAGGCGUGGAGUCCAGCCUGCUGAGCCCCGAAGUGGGGUCGGUGAGCGGCAGCCGUGGUGGCGAGGAGGCCGACGACGAGCGCAGCGAGCUCAUUAGCGAGGGGCGCCCCGCCGAGACGGACAGCGACAGCGACUUCCCCGUCUUCCCCAGUUCCGGACCGUCGCCGGCGGCAACCACAGGAGCGGCGCUCUCCACCCCUGAGGUCAGCACUCCCCCUGCCCAAUCAGCCGCCAGCUGUCCCGCCGCCACGCCCACCAGCCGCCCUUCCCUGCCCUCCCAUAGGCUGAUCGAGUGCGACACGCUCGCCCGGAGGCGGUCCCUGCGGCACAAGACGGACAGCGAUUCGUCGGUGGACGGGGUGGGGGCCAUCGGAGGAGGAGCAGGAGGAGCAGGCACUGGUGUAGCAGGAGGAGGGGCCAAGGCCUCGUCCUUGACGUCAUCGUCAGGGAAACGGCUGUCGCGCAUGCUGGAGGUGAUGAAGAAGGGCCGCUCGACCGGCAGUCUGAGCUCCACGUCCCGCAGUGACUCUGAGCGCAACGCUGCCACCACCGCCACCACCACCACCAACACAGCCACCAACACCACCCCUUCCUCCUCCUCCUCUUCCUCUUCAGCCAACCCCAGCGCCUCUGAGCCCAACUGGCGAGUCCGCUUUACCGAACGGCUGAAGUUCCGAGUGCGCGGGUCGGCCGACGACGUCCUGGGCGCCGCCGCCUCCUCGCAGCAGCGCAGCCACUCUCCGGACGCCCCGCGCCGGUCCAGCCGCCGCAACCGGGGCCUCCGCCGGCGCCACACCCUGGGCGGCCAGCGCGACUUCAGCCAGCUGCAGGCCAUGCACGACUGGAGUGAGCAGGGUGGCGUGGCCCAGGGCGCCGACGAGCUGACGGCCGUCGACCACCUCCGGCCCAAGUGCGGCUCGCAGCAGGACUUCUCCAUCCACCGCUGGAUCGCCCAUGAGAGGGACGUCCGUGGAGGCCCGGAGCCCCAGACGACCGUGGCCCUCGCCGCGGACCAGAAGCCGGGAGGAGACGGGGGUGGAGCGCCACCCCCGGGGGGAGAGCAGGUGAACGGCGGGGGACCACAGGCCAAGAACAAAGCAGGACUGUGCGUAGGAGGUGACGCCCACCCACACAAACUCUCUGGGGCGCAGGUGGUGCGCUCACGCUUCUACAUGGGUGUGCUGUGACAUGGGUGUGUGUGUGCAUGUAUGUAUGUGUGUAUGUAUCUACAUGGGUGUGCUGUGACAUGGGUCUAUGUAUGUAUGUAUGUAUGUAUGUAUGUAUGUAUGUAUGUAUGUGUGUGUACCAUAGUAUGUUUGAGAAUGAGCAAAACCAUGUACAGUUACAUAUGUAGAUAAGCUAAAGUUACUGCACAAUAGAUUUUUUAUAAAGUAUAUAUGACUAUAUAAAUAUGAUAUAAAACUGUAUAUACAUCUAUAUGUGUAUAGGAUCGUGAGGAAAGUAACUGGAUUAUUCUGUGUUUGUGUGUAUCCUUGCCUGGAAUGUUCUCAUACUGGAACAGACAUGAGAAGAGAACCUCUCCCCUUCACUACAACCCCAGUAAUAUGGAAAGGCAGUGUUGGUGUGUGUGAGUGUGUGCACUGAUUGGGAGGGCAUACACAGACACACACACACACACACACACACAUGUAACACAUGAAAGCCAUGGACUGACAAGAUCUGAAAGAAGUGAUUGAGCAUGAGAUUAUUACUGAAGAUUUUUUCUUUAACUUUUUUUUGAGAAAAGCUGUUAUUCUAUCAGAAAGUGGAGCCUCUUUUCUCUUCUGAAACAAUGCUCAAAUUCUUCCUAUGGUUACCUUCAUGAAGAAUGUAUGCGCUUUCUGGGUAUGCUGACUAACGCAUUGUUGCUUGUUACAACUUGUCGUGUAAACAAAAGCAAAAAUGUAAAUAUCUUUCUGUGUACUUGAAAUGUGUUUUUUUUGUUUGUUUGUUUGUCUGUUUUUUCAAAGAAAUCCUGGACGAGGGAUGUAUUCUGAGCUGAGUGCUGUAGGAAGGUCCUUUUAUUAUUAUUUUUUUACAGCGCAUACAACGGCCAGAUGCCAAGCUGGAUCCCGCCGGAAGGAAAGUGAAAUUAUUUUCAACUCAUCUGCAUGGCCCUGUGCGGACAGCAAACGGUACCAAACUCUCUGCACACAUCCCUCUUUGGGAGAGUAGUGUGAUCAGGUCAUUGUGAUGACAAGGAAUGAUGAUUUAUCAUGCUGAAAUGGACAAAAGACAAAGGAAAAAGUGCCUCGUGUGACUGGAUUCUUGGAACAGUUUGGGUGCCAUGUUAUGAUUUUUUUUUUUAAAUAUAUUAUUUUAUUUUUAUUUUAUUUCCUCUUUUGUUCUUUUUUUAUUUUAGAAGAUGUAUUGUGACUACAUUUUAUUGAAAAACUCAUUAAAAUAAUGUUACAGAUUUCAAACAAAACAACCAAAGUUCUGGUCUGGUCUCUUUUUGAUUCCCGAACAGACGCAAGUUUCCACCUAUAUUAUGUGUGUGUUUAUGUGUUUGUGCGUGUGUUUCGCAUCUGUGUGUAAGUGUGUGUGUGUGUGUGUGUGUGUGUGUGAGAGAGAGAGAGAUAGAGAGAAAGAGAGAGACAUUGUGUCUACAGUGCAUUCGGUUUCCCCUUGCUACAGUGAGGAAACAGAUAUUUCAUAACAAUUACUGUCAUUUGUGUGUGUGAUAUAAAUAUUAGGACUCCUAUCACAUCAUCCAUCUAAUCUACCUUACCAUGUAGCACAAUGAAGGGUUCAAUACUGAAUUUGAACCUCAAUAAUGCUAUGAAUGCAACGGAAUUGUAUUAUGCGAUACAACUAAAUGCUAUGACGUUUCAUCUCAGUGUGCAGUACAUGAAACGAACAGCAGAAGGCACUGCAUCCACACCAGCCAACCCUCAGUACAACGAGAAUUUGUUUCAAUUCAAUGUCUAAGAACCAGCCAUUAAAUAAUUUGCCAAUAUUGCAAACUACUACAAGCUACUUAUAUUCUUUCUAGUGGUUAUCAUACUGAACGUUAAUAUUAGAAAACCCACCAUCACAGACUGAGGUGAGAACGUGCAGUUUAACAUGAAAUCCUCUUUACAUCCUGAUAGCAAUGUAUACAUUAAAUGCUCUGACAAUAAAAAAAAAAAAA
Messenger RNA from Clupea harengus (Atlantic herring), 8480 nucleotides. It is a transcript of the gene arhgap21a, whose product is annotated as Rho GTPase activating protein 21a. The record is from RefSeq and is a predicted model, not a curated record. Gene Ontology annotation, molecular function: protein binding; phospholipid binding. NCBI's taxonomy places the organism in Eukaryota, Metazoa, Chordata, Actinopteri, Clupeiformes, Clupeidae. Gene Ontology annotation, biological process: signal transduction.